Messenger RNA from Adelges cooleyi (spruce gall adelgid), 1484 nucleotides. Its product is annotated as forkhead box protein B2-like. NCBI's taxonomy places the organism in Eukaryota, Metazoa, Arthropoda, Insecta, Hemiptera, Adelgidae. The transcript is spliced from 3 exons. Gene Ontology annotation, molecular function: RNA polymerase II cis-regulatory region sequence-specific DNA binding; DNA-binding transcription factor activity, RNA polymerase II-specific. The record is from RefSeq and is a predicted model, not a curated record. The coding region runs from base 332 to 1240 and encodes 302 amino acids. Gene Ontology annotation, biological process: regulation of transcription by RNA polymerase II; cell differentiation; anatomical structure morphogenesis.
CCGUCGAUUUACACGCACCGCCGCCGCCGGUAACGGCAACAGAAUAAUAUAAUAUACAAUAAUAUUAUUGUUUUGCGAUUCUCUGACGUUUUCGCGCGUCCAACGACUGGCGCCCGAGCCGCGGACCCGUGCGCAAUUCGAUCAGAUAUACAGGUAGGCACCGCCGCGUGGCCUACGCGAAAAUGUCAUAGGAUGUCAUCGAGUCGGAUUCGCGCGCGCAUUUAAACGCUGCGACGCGACCGUCGACUGUUUGCGAUGGACGUGCCGACCGCGGGACGAGCCGCGCCGUUCAGCUGUAAAACCAGGAGGAUGGUCACGUGAAACCAGGACGAUGCCCAGACCGUGCAGAGAGUCGUACGGCGACCAAAAGCCGCCGUACAGCUACAUAUCGCUCACGGCGAUGGCCAUAUGGAGCGCGCCCGAAAAAAUGCUUCCGCUGUCGGACAUAUACAAAUUCAUUAGCGACCGGUUUCCGUACUACCGAAAAAACACUCAAAGGUGGCAAAAUUCACUGAGGCACAACCUGUCGUUCAACGAUUGCUUCGUGAAAAUACCCAGGCGGCCCGACCGGCCGGGCAAGGGCGCCUACUGGGCCCUACAUCCGGCCGCCCUGGACAUGUUCGAGAACGGAUCGUUCCUAAGGCGCCGCAAGCGGUUCAAGUUGCCGGCCGCAGAUCGUGCACUGCUCGAGGCCACUUUCGGACGGCCGUCGUCGGAAUCGCCGCGUCUGUCGACGGUGAGCGCGGCCACGCCGACGGAACCGCAGCCGAAGCUGUCGUCGACGACUACAACGACGACGACGACGACAACGGAACACCACAAGCCCAAACCGUUCAGCAUAGAGAGCAUAAUAGCGCCGUGUAUCGGCCGACCUGCUGCCGUUGAGUCGCCACCCUCGCCGCCGCCGCCGGCGGCCGACCGGCCGCGAUAUCCGCCGCCCGUGUGUCUGCCGCCCGCGCACAGGCCCCUCGUGCAGGAUACGCACACGGUCGGAUAUGCGGCCCUGUACGCCGCCGCCCUGCAAGGAUUGCUGCAGCAACCGUUUGCCGCCGCCGCAGCCGCAGCCGCCGCGGCGGCCGCCAACGUGUUCCCCGGACCUUCCGCCCCACUACCGCCGUUUCAUUAUCCACACUCGAUGCCGCCUUUCCCUCAACUCUCCAACUUCACAAACUUGGACUGUGGCUUGGAAACCAUGGUAGGACCGUUAAACUUUGCUGAAAGGAGAAGGGACGAAGCGUAACGGCCAUUGCGGACUAGCUGUAGGUUAUACACUCACUUUUAGCUGUAUACAUUUUUUGUGUAUCGUUUUUUCGAUUGUAGAUCAAAGGCUACUUUAUGCAUACUUAUAUACAUAUUUAAUACAUACAUAAGUUUGUAAGUCUACAUUGAGUUUACUCACAUAUGUAAGUAUAUACUCGUACAAGUAUGAUAUAUGAUUUUUUUUUCUAUAUAUAAUAUAUAUAUUAUGUAACUAUUGCCGUUUG